Molecule: messenger RNA, 569 nt
Organism: Pocillopora verrucosa
Lineage: Eukaryota; Metazoa; Cnidaria; Anthozoa; Scleractinia; Pocilloporidae
Source: RefSeq, a predicted model, not a curated record
AUAACCAUCAUUGGUGGAUCCAAUGGCGGCUUGUUGGUGGGCGCGUGCAUAAAUCAGAGACCAGAGUUGUUUGGUUGCGCUGUUUCACACGUUCCAGUUAUGGACAUGCUGAAGUUUCAUAAAUUUACCAUCGGCCAUGCAUGGACAACAGACUUUGGUUCACCCGAUAAGGAGGAGGAUUUCAAAUGGCUUAUCAAAUAUUCUCCUCUUCAUAACAUCAAGAUUCCCGAAAGUGGUGCCCAGUACCCUGCACUUCUACUGCUAACUGCUGACCAUGAUGAUCGUGUAGUCCCCUUACAUUCUCUAAAGUACAUCGCCCAAUUGCAACAUUGUGUUGGUAGUUACGAGAAGCAGACAAAUCCUUUGCUGAUCAGAAUUGAUACAAAAGCUGGUCAUGGGUUUGGGAAACCCACAGCCAAGAUUAUUGAAGAAUGUUCCGAUGUAUAUGGUUUCAUUUCACGAAGUGUUAACCUAAAAUGGCAAGACUGAUACGUACAAGAAAACUGCAGAGCAUUAUGAAAACAUGCUUAAAUGAAGCAGUUGUAUUCUUAGCUUGCAAUAAAUACCCU